Molecule: messenger RNA, 1263 nt
Organism: Benincasa hispida (wax gourd)
Lineage: Eukaryota; Viridiplantae; Streptophyta; Magnoliopsida; Cucurbitales; Cucurbitaceae
Product: dehydration-responsive element-binding protein 3-like
Biological process (GO): regulation of DNA-templated transcription
Molecular function (GO): DNA-binding transcription factor activity; DNA binding
Source: RefSeq, a predicted model, not a curated record
CGUGUAGGGGUGACUUAUUACUUAACUUCUUAUGCACAAAUACCCCACCUUUCUCUCUCUAUCUCUCUCUCUCUCUAAAAUCAAACAAUUUUUUUCCUUCCAUUUCCAAAAAUAUGGAGAAUGAGUCUAUAAUUCUGAACUCAUCGCAGCCGCAAUCGCCGUCGUCGUCGGGAAGUUUAUCGACAGUUCCCGAUCAUCAACCGUCGUCGUCGGCGGCGGCGGUCGACUCGAACCGGAAACGAGCCAAGCGGCCGAGGGAAAAUAGCAACAAUAACAAUAGCAAACACCCGGUUUUCCGUGGGGUCCGAAUGAGAGCAUGGGGAAAAUGGGUUUCCGAAAUUCGUGAACCACGAAAGAAAAGCCGGAUCUGGCUCGGCACUUUCUCCACCCCUGAAAUGGCCGCACGUGCUCACGACGUCGCCGCCCUCACCAUUAAAGGCACCGCCGCCAUUCUCAACUUCCCUGAACUCGCCCAUCAUUUCCCCCGCCCUGCUUCCACCUCCCCCCGUGACGUUCAGGCCGCCGCCGCUAAAGCCGCCUCCAUGGAAAUCCCAACUCCGCCGCUUUCUUCUUCUUCUUCUUCUUCUUCCUCCUCCUCCUCCUCUUCCGCCGUCUUAUGUCCAUCCACGCCGGAGGAACUGAGUGAAAUCGUUGAACUCCCGAGUUUAGGAACGAGUUACGAAACAGCCGAGUUAGGAAACGAGUUCGUAUUCGUCGACUCAGUGGAAGGUUGGCUUUAUUCUUACCCAUGGUAUAACAGAGUCAAUAAUGCAGAUCAUCAAGUACAAGAAGAUUAUGAUUUCUUCAAAGAACAGAUUUUAAUGGCGGAUUAUACAGACACUUUAAUUCCAAAUUCAGCUUUUGAAGCUUUCUUAUGGCCAAAUUAAUUUAUUAAUUAAAACCAACCCCAUUUCCCCUCAUUGUGUGAUUUUUCUUCCUCUUUCUCCAUAAAUUUUGCUUGUAAAACAAAACCUUUUCUAUUUUUCUAUCCAAAUUUCAAAUCCUCCCCUGUUUUUUUUUUUUAAACCCAUUGAUUUUGUGAAUCUAAGAGAGGGCCCCCCAAGCUAAAUACAGUCAUUUUAGUUGUUAAUUAGUGAGUAAUGUUUGAUUAAUAAUAUAAGGAUUUGGGUUUUGAGGCAGAACUAUUCCCUAAUGUUCAUAUAAUUUUAUUUUAUUUUAUUUUAUUUUUUCCUUUUUGAGAGUGUAAUAUUUGUUUGUGCUCUAAUUAUGCAGAUGAUAGCUCCUCUAUUUUUUGUCCUUUAA